GAUGGAACUAUGCCAUGCAGUGGCUCAUUGUCCUCCCCCUAGAAAUCGUUGCUGCUUCAAUUACCAUCGACUACUGGGAUUCGAACAUUUCGAACGCUGCCUGGGUUGCGAUAUUCUGGGUAAUGAUAGUGGUCAUCAACAUGUUUGGCGUCAAGGGAUACGGUGAGGCGGAGUUUGUCUUCUCAAUGAUCAAGGUUAUUGCUGUGCUUGGCUUCAUCAUCCUUGGUAUUAUCCUCAACUGCGGCGGAGGCCCGAAAGGUGGCUAUAUCGGCGGGAGAUAUUGGCAUGAUCCAGGCGCAUUUCACAAUGGCUUCAAGGGUCUUUGCAGUGUAUUCGUCAAUGCUGCAUUCGCAUUUGCUGGUACUGAGCUGGUUGGCCUUGCUGCAGCCGAAGCUGCGAAUCCCCGGAAGAGCCUGCCAACGGCGAUUAAGCAGGUGUUUUGGCGUAUCUUGCUUUUUUAUCUCGUCUCCCUCACCCUAAUCGGACUUUUGGUCCCGUAUAACGAUAAUCAAUUGACGUCAGGGAGUUCCUCUGCGGAUGCUAGGGCAUCCCCUUUUGUGAUUGCCAUCAAGAACGCUGGCAUUUCUGGUCUCGAUUCUGUCAUGAAUGUUGUGAUCAUGAUUGCCGUCUUGUCUGUGGGUAACUCAUCUGUUUAUGGGUCAUCACGAACCCUAGCCGCUUUGGCUGAACAGGGUCAAGCACCUAAAAUCCUGGCCUAUAUCGACCGCAAAGGCCGCCCCCUUGUUGCACAAGGUGUUGCAUCAGUCUUAGGGCUCCUCGCAUUCCUGGCAGCAUCCGAUAAGCAAGAAGACGCCUUCAACUGGAUGCUGGCCAUUUCUGGUCUCUCAUCUAUCUUUACCUGGGGUUCCAUCUGUCUGGCUCAUAUCCGCUUCCGCCGCGGCUGGAAGGCCCAGGGAUAUAGCCUAGACGAGCUGCCAUUCCGCUCUCAGCCAGGCGUAAUUGGAUCCUGGGUGGGGUUUAUCUUCAACUGUCUUGUGCUCGUUGCGCAAUUCUGGGUUGGAUUUGCCCCUGUUGACUACGGAGAGAUGACUGCGUCUGGAAGAGUUGAGAGUUUCUUCCAGAGCUAUUUGGCUGCUCCAGUUGUCAUAGCCUUUUAUAUCCUAUAUAAGAUCUACACUCGGUCUCCAUUUAUGCGUGCCAAGGAUAUGGAUUUGCAAACGGGUCGUCGAGAUCUCGACAUUCAACACUUAAUCAAUGAGGAACGGGCCGAGCAGGCCGCAUGGCCUUGGUGGAAGAAGACGUAUAAAUUCUUUUGCUAGGCUGUCUAUAAUGAUAAUAUGUAUCUUAAUUUAUCCUAAUUUUUUUUAACAGACUAAACCCAACGUUUCUUACAUAAUCCACUUCUAGACUUCUCCAGCC
This is a messenger RNA of Aspergillus ruber CBS 135680, 1380 nucleotides long. RefSeq names its product amino acid permease GAP1. Gene Ontology annotation, cellular component: membrane. The record is from RefSeq and is a predicted model, not a curated record. NCBI's taxonomy places the organism in Eukaryota, Fungi, Ascomycota, Eurotiomycetes, Eurotiales, Aspergillaceae. Bases 15 to 1280 code for a protein of 421 amino acids. Gene Ontology annotation, molecular function: amino acid transmembrane transporter activity. The transcript has 3 exons. Gene Ontology annotation, biological process: amino acid transmembrane transport.